AUGGCGGCGGCGGAGGGGGCGCGCAGCGGCUGGAGCAGAACGGAACGACCCCAAACGGGUCCGCUUUAAGAGAAACAGUGCUAGGGGCAGGAAUAUUGUACAUUCCCGUUUAAAAGAGCCGCUUAUCCGGUGCCGUUUGCUAGAAUUGAACGUUUAGAUUGUGUGUUGUUAGCUCUUAGGUGGUGGGUGGGUUCUCUCGCUCUCUCUCUCUCUCUCAUACACACACACACACACACACACAUACACAUACACAGAUUGCUAAGCUAAGCUAACGGAGCUCGGUCCGGUCCGGUAGAGGAGGAGGAAGAAGAGGGGGAGAAGGGGUGACCAAGAAGGGGAAGACUAUCAUCCCAAACAGAACAGGCCGUCGUCCCGCGGGUCGUUCGUUGGGGGAUGUGAGCGGUCCAAACGGACGGCGGGUCUUUCCACGGAUCUGUGUUAUUUUCCCACCCAGAACACUCGCAGGAUGGGACAACAGGUAGGCCGCGUGGGAGAAGGGGCUUCCGCGGGGAUCCAGACCCCACCGCAAGGACAACAGCAGCAGAGCAGAUCGAACCGGGCCAGCAGCUCCGGGAGGAGACCCCGAGACGGCGGCGGCGGCAGCAACAUCACCGGAACGCCACCGGGCAGAACUGCCGCCGCUGCAGCGAACAUCAUGCCGGAUCCAGGAAUCAAUGUUUUCACUCUCCAUUCAGAAGCCUUGCACAGGCCGUUUGGACUGGACUCGACGUCACUGACGGAGGCAGUGCGCUGGAGCUCGAAGGAGAAUCUGCUGGGCGCUGCGGAGAGCGACCCCAACCUCUUUGUUGCGCUUUAUGACUUUGUUGCCAGUGGUGACAACACGCUGAGCAUCACAAAAGGAGAGAAGCUGCGGGUGUUGGGGUACAACCAGAAUGGCGAGUGGAGUGAAGUCCGUUCGAAGAAUGGCCAGGGUUGGGUACCCAGUAAUUACAUCACUCCCGUGAACAGUCUGGAAAAGCACAGCUGGUAUCAUGGACCCGUGUCCCGCAGCGCCGCUGAGUACCUGCUUAGCAGCCUGAUCAACGGCAGCUUCCUAGUGAGGGAGAGUGAGAGCAGCCCUGGCCAGCUCUCAAUCUCGCUUCGCUAUGAGGGACGGGUCUAUCACUACCGGAUCAACACCGCCUCUGACGGAAAGGUCUACGUAACAGCUGAAAGCCGUUUCAGCACAUUAGCUGAGCUGGUUCAUCAUCAUUCCACAGUGGCGGAUGGUCUGGUAACCACAUUACACUAUCCCGCUCCAAAAUGCAACAAGCCAACCGUCUAUGGCGUCUCCCCCAUCCACGACAAGUGGGAGAUGGAGCGCACCGACAUCACCAUGAAGCACAAAUUGGGCGGAGGCCAGUAUGGAGAGGUGUACGUCGGAGUUUGGAAGAAGUACAACCUCACCGUAGCUGUAAAAACACUAAAGGAGGACACCAUGGAAGUUGAGGAGUUUCUGAAGGAAGCUGCAGUCAUGAAGGAGGUGAAACAUCCCAAUUUGGUACAAUUACUGGGUGUGUGUACAUUGGAGCCUCCAUUCUACAUAGUGACCGAGUACAUGCCGCACGGGAACUUGCUGGACUACCUGCGUGAGUGUGACAGGGAGCAAGUGAACGCUGUGGUUUUGCUGUACAUGGCCACUCAGAUCUCCUCUGCCAUGGAGUACCUGGAGAAGAAGAACUUCAUCCAUAGGGACUUGGCAGCUCGUAAUUGCCUGGUUGGAGAGAAUCACGUGGUCAAGGUGGCUGAUUUCGGACUGAGCCGGCUCAUGACAGGUGACACCUACACCGCUCAUGCAGGCGCCAAAUUCCCCAUCAAAUGGACAGCACCAGAGAGUCUGGCUUAUAACACUUUCUCCAUCAAGUCAGAUGUGUGGGCAUUUGGAGUUUUGCUUUGGGAGAUUGCAACGUACGGGAUGUCUCCAUACCCAGGAAUCGACCUGUCUCAGGUGUACGAUCUGCUGGAGAAGGGCUACCGUAUGGAGCAGCCCGAGGGCUGUCCUCCUAAAGUCUACGAGCUUAUGAGAGCCUGUUGGCAGUGGAGUCCACUGGAUAGACCCUCAUUUGCUGAGAUUCACCAGGCCUUUGAGACCAUGUUCCAUGACUCAAGCAUCUCAGAAGAGGUAGCCGAAGAGCUGUGUAAAACUGCAUCUGGUGGGCAAGGUGGACUCACGCACACCUUUGGCCACGAUAUGCCCCUCCUGCCCUCAAAGUCUCGUGGGCAGAAGAAACACUCCGAGAACAAAGAGAAUAUGGAGGAGGCAGGACCCCACGGCCCUGCAGGUCUUGCAGCAUCUCUUUUUGUGGGUGAUGGACGCUCCAGCAGUUCUCCGGCCCUACCACGUAAACAGAGGGACAAGUCUCCCUCUAGCUUGCUGGAGGACUCCCAGGACACUACCUUCACCCGUGACCGCAAGGCUGGCUUCUUCAGUUCUUUCAUGAAGAAGAAGUCCAUGUCCUCCUCUUCUUCUUCAUCCUCACCUCAGCAGCAACAGAAUCUCCCAAUGCCUCCCAAGAGGAGCAGCUCAUUCCGGGAGAUGGAGACCCAGCCCCAUAAAAAGUAUGAACCCACGGCUGGGUUUGCAGGCCCUCCUCCUCCUUUGCCCCAAACUGAUGGGUUGAGUUUCUCUCCAUCGCACGGAGAGGGGAACCACGUGCAGUCCCGCUGUUGCGGGGCCACGUUUGGACAGAAGCCUUCGAGUUCAAACUCUGGAGGAACUUCUGGUCAAGUGGGAAGCAGCAGUAGUUGGGGAAGCCUUGCAGGCUUCUUCACUCCUCGCCUUAUCAAAAAGACCCUGGGAUUGCGGACUGGUAAGCCUUCUGGAAUAGACGAAGGAAGUGGAACCAAGCCAUUCCCUAGAUCCAAUUCGACGUCGUCUAUGUCCGCCGGGUUGCCGGACUUAGAGCGCAUGGCGUUGACGUUACCAAGAAACCGUAGCAAACCUCCAUUAGAGCGUACAGCUUCCACCACCUCGCAGCCAGAGAAUGGUGCAGCACGACCUUCGGAUUCAAUCCUGAGAAAGCUUGACGAAGGCACAGCUCAGAUACGAGAUCGUCCCAAAGCCAAACUCUUGCCACGAGGGGUCGCAGGUGGAGUUAGAGCACCGGGCGUAGGGGGAGAGGCCGAUUCAGACUCCAACACAAGGGGAAAAGAUGGCCAAGAUGACAGGCAAGGCUGGUCAUCGCCAUCGAAAACCUCCACCCUUGGUUCGGUCAAUCUGCACAACCACAAAGUUCCAGUGCUGAUCUCCCCGACCCUAAAGCACAGCUCAGCUGAUGCACACCUAGUCGGUGUGGACUCUCAGGGCAACCGCUUUAAACUGCUGUCUGACAUUGGCGAUCGUGACCGACCGCGACUGGUGAAGCCCAAAUGUGCACCUCCUCCACCGCCCAUGCUCCGCUCCCUCCAACACGCCUACAGUGCCGACGCAGCUGACGAAGCGCUCAGCGGAAGCAUAGAGGUCAAUGGCGAUGGCGUCAAAAGAAGAGGAGCACGUCCAUCAAUACCACCACCACAAGUGCCUCCAGCCCCCGUAGUCCCCUCUAGUAACAACACCACCCAAACCAAGAUGGCCAACGGUGCUUCCAGUGGCGGGCCUGCCCCUACUUCCGCCAAACCUACUCUUAGACGGACUCGGCAACAGACGGAACGGAUCCCACUGGAGAAGAUCAGCAAGGAGGCUCUUUUGGAAUGUGCUGAAUGCUUGAGUAGUGCUCUUCAAGGCAACACUGAGCUUUCCUCCAGCAGCCAAGUCCUGGAUGUGGGACACCAACUUUUGGACUACUGCUCGGGGUAUGUCGAUUGCAUCCCCCAGACACGUAAUAAAUUUGCCUUUCGUGAGGCAGUGGGGAAACUGGAGUUGAGUCUACAGGAGCUGCGCGCUUCCUCUACAGGUGGGGGAGCGGGACCUGGGACCAGCCCGGCUCUUGACAACUUGCACACGUGCAUUAAAGAGAUCAGCGAUGUUGUGCAAAGGUAGCCACUGUGUCCAAAACUCCUCCUCCUCUUCCUGUACCCCUAGAGACUUUUUUUUUGUCCCAGAAUCAAUCUAGUUUUAUUUAAAAGUUGGGGGACAGAGAAUAUUCUCUAAGAAGUACCUCAGAAAAUGACUUCAAACACUCUCUAACUUUUUAUUGUUUACAGGUGACUUUCUCCUUGAAAUUGCCAGUUGGGAACAGAGUUCUUUGUAUAUAAGCUUUUUGUCACUACCAAAAUACAGUUUUGUUUCUGACAAAUUAAUUAAUACAGUUUUCUCUUGGUAUGACCGAAUCAGUUUUCACAAAUAUACAGGAGUUGCACAGGUUAAGGUGAGCCGACUACACGUGAACUGGUCCACUUAUGCAUUUUGUUUUUAGAUUUCCAUUCGCUUUUUUGGUAUUUAAAGGAGUAGUUCACUUCCAGAACAAAAAUGUACGGAUAAUUUACUCACCCCCUUGUCAUCCAAGAUGUUUGUGUCUUUCUUGAUUCAGUCGUAAAGAAAUUAUGUUUCUUGAGGAAAACAUUUCAGGAAUUAUCUCCAUAUAGUGGACUUCAAUGGUGCCCCCAAGUCUAAACGUCCAAAAUGCAGCUUCAAAUGGCUCAAAAUGAUCCCAGCCAAGGAAGAAGGGUCUUAUCUAACGAAACGAUUGGUUAUUUUUUUAACCUCAAACCUCAAACGCUCAUCUAUUCUCUGCAAUGUGCAUGUGUAAUCCGGGUAAAUACAGUUAGGGUAUGUCGAAAAACUCCCAUCUCGUUUUUUUUCUCCAACUUCAAAAUCGUCCUGCAUUGCUGUUUUACCUUUUUUGUAAGGACGUUUGAUCUUCUUUGCAUGUUCACUUUGUAAACACUGGAUCAGUACUUCUGCAGUGAUGUAGGAUGAUUUUAAAGUUUGAAAACAUGAUGGGAGUUUUUCGACAUACCUUAACUGUACUGACCUGGAUUACGCAUCACAUAGAAUAGACAAGAUGAGCAUUAAAACGCAUAUAAACUGUCAAUCGUUUUUCCAAAUAAGACACUUUUUCCUCGGCUGGGAUUGUUUAGAGCCAUUUGAACCUGCAUUUAAACUGCAUUUUGGACAUUCAAACUUAGGAGCACCAUUGAAGUCCACUAUAUGGAGAUAUAUCCUGAAAUAUUUUCCUUAAAAAAACAUAAUUUCUUAUUGACUGAAGAAAGACUUGAAUAUCUUGGAUGACCAGGGGGUUAGUAAAUUAUCUGUAAAUUUUUGUUCUGGAAGUGCACUUCUCAUUUAAUUAGCAUCCGUGUAACUGGAUAUUGCAUCAGCACGUCAAUGCAAACAACAAUUCCCAACAUUUAAUACGUGAAAAGGUUUCGGCUGCAGUAGUAAUGAAUGUGGAGUGCAAACACAGCUCUAUGCACAUUUGUCCUCAUCCCAUACUGUCAUUUUUUGAUUUGACCACACUACAGCAUUUGAUGACCAUUCAUAAUUUGGUCGAUCUUUCGCAAAUCAGUCUUUUAUAUUUGACAUGGUCCAUGCAUUUUUGUUGCUAGUAGUGGUUUGCUGUGGCGUAGUUGAAAUGGUGUUGGGUCUGUCACCACAUGGAUCAUAUUUGGCCUUUUAUAUCCGUGGCCUUUCGAUAUGCCCCCCAUCAGCCAAAUGGCACAAAUCUACAUUCUGACUCUAGAGUUCUCAACACUCAAGAAUUCUAAACAUGUUUCUAGAUUUUAUUGAUUUGCUAUGGGGUUAUUCAAUGUGUGGAAAGUGAAUUUAUUUUAUGACCGUCAUGGUGCCAACGCAGAAGCAGCAACACUACAAGUAUUGCCAAGUCUUUUCAUACAAACUGCUUUUUCUUUAGCACAUUGAUUUGUAACUUUAUUUUGAUUUCACUUUAGAAUGUCGCCAUUUGUAAACUUGAAUUUUAAAUUAUUUUGGAUUAAAAGCACAGGCGUUUUUAUGAUAUUGUAGAUAUUAUUUUAUACCCACAAACAGGCGUGGAAGGUCAUGCUCACUCGUGUUCUCGUGGUGAGAUUUUGGUGUGAGGGUCUCCAUCUGUGCAUCUGCAUUAUGAAUGUAUUCAUUUGUUAAAACAGGAAUGUUUUUUUUGUGUGUGCGUGUGCGUGUAUGUUUUCCAUAGCCUCUUCACACCGUUUAAAAAGAAACAUUAUUAAAUGAAAGAUUUUCUUCAGGACACAAACAGUUAAAAAUGUUCUCUGAGUCUGUAUUCAUAAAAUGAUAGAUUUCUAUUAGAAUUUGCAUAAAUGAGAUUUUUGUGGGUACCCUGCAAUGUCAUAAUUAUAAUGAUUUGUACCGAUUACACUGGAGCACAUUUUGUAAAGCAUAAAUGUUAAUUGCCUUGCCUUAAUUCACUAUCUAGGGUAUGUAAUAUGGAAAUUUUGGAAGGAGAAUUUUUUUUUUUUUUGCCAUACACCUCCAUGACAUUUCAGAUCCACCGCAAUAGAAAAACAUACAUUUUGUUUGUUCAAAACCAUUUUUAUAUUCUAAAUCAUACAGUAACUUAGCUUGUUUUGCCUUUUUUUGUCAUGGGCAAUGUUUUCUGAUAUUACAUGGUGCCUUUUGUGAGAGAUUUAAUGUUUUGUGCACUGCAAGGUCAUGUUAAAGAUCUGUUUAUGUAAAUAUGUUUUGCUCUAAAUAUUCAUUAUCAAUUUUAUGGUGGCAAAUGGGAUUUUUCAAGCCUUUAUUAUCAUUCAAGCUGCCCUGUUCAGACAUCUGGGUAUAUGUGAGGUGUCCAACUUGAAUAGGAAAAAGUGCAAUGAUCUGUCCUUUACUAAGAAAAAGACAGUGCUUGAAGUCUGAUCUCCUUUUACUGAAAGAGCUCAUGAGUUAGUUUUGCUUUGUCAGGAAUACCUCUCUUGUAAUCACGUUAAACAGAGAAAAAAUAUUUUUCAUGUGUGAUUUUUAGCAGUUUGUUCUUUUGAACACAUGCAGGUCAUCUAUUCCAUUUGUUAUUAUGUCUGAAAAUGUUUCAUUACCAAACAAGUGAGGGGGGAAAGAGUUAGUGAUUGUUUUGUAUGUCAGUUUUACAUGAUUGUCAGGGAGCGUUUUGCCUUUUAAACCUUUAGUAAACAGCAGUGUUUUUUUUUCCACUGCAUUUUUAUUUCUUUUGUUGUAAUCAGUACAUUUCAUUUUAGUAAAUCUCCUCUGCAAGUUUGUGCAUUUAAUAAUAUUUUAUUGUAUCAUGUAUAGAGAGGAACAAUUUAGAGAGAACCAUCUUGUUCUAGAGUUUAUGCUUUAUGAGCCACACAAGGCCUCUGAGGUGCAAAGUCGUACUGUCUGUCUCAUUAGAAUUCAGUCCUAUUCAGUUUCAGUUACCCAAGUUUUUUUUUUUUUUUUUUUUUUUUUACGUUUUUGUUUGUCACUUUUAUUUAUUUUUGGUUUAUUUAUUAAUUUACUUUUUUAUGUUGGAUCCUGGAAUCACUUUUUUUUUUUUUUUUUUUUUUUUUUUGACUGUCUUUUUGUAAGGUCAGAUUUUAAGUGCUGAAGAAAUUUAUAUACCAAAGGCCACCUCUCUAGUCCUUCAAGUGCAAUGAAAAUAAAACACUCUUAAUUUUGAAUAUGUGAAUUUAACAGGGAUUAAAAAGGCAGAGGUUGACAGAUUAACAGUAUUUUUUUCUGUUUUGUAAAAAGUAUAUUUUGUGUGAUUCUAAUUUAAAGCUCACUUUUAAUAUUAUAUUACUGUGAAGUCCUUCCUCAGUGUUACACUUGAUGUAAAUAAUGAAUAAAGAAACUGUUGAAACA
This is a messenger RNA of Labeo rohita (rohu), 7693 nucleotides long. It is a transcript of the gene abl2, whose product is annotated as c-abl oncogene 2, non-receptor tyrosine kinase. Lineage: Eukaryota; Metazoa; Chordata; Actinopteri; Cypriniformes; Cyprinidae. The coding region runs from base 467 to 3979 and encodes 1170 amino acids. Gene Ontology annotation, molecular function: ATP binding; non-membrane spanning protein tyrosine kinase activity; protein binding. The transcript is spliced from 11 exons. Gene Ontology annotation, biological process: protein phosphorylation; regulation of apoptotic process. The record is from RefSeq and is a predicted model, not a curated record.